CAGAGAAGUAAUGUUUGUCACCCAUCGUGUUAUAUUCUCGAUUAUCACGAUCAGUUUUUGGCUCUGGCGCGGGGCUAUGUCACAGUUCCUUGUUCCGGGUUGCGGCUAUCCUGGCAUCACCCCCAAAAUAAUGCAUGGUCAGAAGGCGGAAAUCGGAAGCAAUCCUUGGAUGGCAUAUAUAUUCAAAUAUAAAGAUGAGAGUGUAGCUGAGCUCGUAUGCGGGGGAACUCUAAUUCACAAAGAAUUCGUUUUGACUGCAGCCCAUUGCAUCUCAAAAGACCAUAUACUUGCCGUGCGUCUUGGAGAACAUGGUACAUCAAGGAAUUUUGCAGUGACCAAGGCCUUUCGGAACAAGUACUUUAGACAUGAAACUUAUACCAACGAUAUAGGGAUACUUCAAAUACAACCAGUGUACUUUAAUGCUUUCAUCAGACCCGUGUGCAUCAUCACGGAUCCCGCAAAAGUGCCCAAAUUCAAAACCUUCCAGGCUGCAGGUUGGGGAAAAACAGAAAACGAGACGUCAUCGAGAGUGCUGAAAACCGUAGAGUUGUACGAAUAUAAUGCAUACUACUGUUACAAUUUGUUUUGGGUGAAUAUAACCGAGAGCCAGAUCUGCGCAGGCCAUCCGCACGGGGACACCUGCCAUGGUGACUCUGGAGGUCCGUUGAUUCAUCCGGUCUAUGUGAAUGGGUCUCUGCGGUACGCGCAAUUUGGAAUCAUCAGUUUUGGAGGCUCGGAGUGCACAGGUCCAGGUGUUUAUACCCGUCUAUCGAGCUUUACCGACUGGAUUCUUAUGGUGAUAGACAAGUACACAGCACGCAGUUCACCGAAGAUCUCUGCAGCUGCAUCCCUUUCUGAUGGGCGGUGGAAUGUAGGCGGCAGGUUUGCCAGGAAAGGCAUUGACUCGCACCGGAAGCGAGCUAGCCACUCAUCAAAGCGAUAUGACAAACAGUGAUACACAUGUGAGCUAAUCCACUUUUAAAUUAGCCAUUUCCUAUGAAAUGAAACGACGAUUUGUGUGGCGAUUUCAAAGAAAAAGAUUUUAUUUUGUUAAAGCGAAAUUUGUUCAGCUCUGCAUAGAUAACGAAGGUUACCGAAAAGCUUAAAUAUGUUAUGGUAAUAAAUAAAUAAACAAA
Drosophila erecta is the source of this 1136-nucleotide messenger RNA. RefSeq names its product chymotrypsin-like protease CTRL-1. The coding region runs from base 11 to 955 and encodes 314 amino acids. The record is from RefSeq and is a predicted model, not a curated record. Gene Ontology annotation, molecular function: serine-type endopeptidase activity. The transcript has 4 exons. NCBI's taxonomy places the organism in Eukaryota, Metazoa, Arthropoda, Insecta, Diptera, Drosophilidae. Gene Ontology annotation, biological process: proteolysis.